Molecule: messenger RNA, 819 nt
Organism: Miscanthus lutarioriparius
Lineage: Eukaryota; Viridiplantae; Streptophyta; Magnoliopsida; Poales; Poaceae
Source: the annotation of a GenBank genome assembly
AUGGCUUCCGCCUACCUCGGAGAGGCCGUAGAGCCCAGGAAGAAGAGCAACGUCAAGUAUGCCUCCAUGUGUGCCAUCCUCGCCUCCAUGGCCUCCGUCAUCCUUGGCUAUGGGAUCGUCAGUCUCUACUCGGUCAUCGGAUCCUUCGCUGGCGCGCGGACGUCCGACAGGAUCGGCCGCCGCUUGACCGUCGUCUUCGCCGCUGUCAUCUUCUUCGUGGGCGCGUUGCUCAUGGGUUUCGCCGACAACUACGGCAUGCUCAUGGUGGGCCGCUUCGUAGCCGGAGUUGGUGUGGGCUACGGGGGUAUGAUCGCGCCCGUGUACACAGCCGAGAUCUCGCCGGCGGCAUCCCGCGGCUUCCUCACGUCCUUCCCGGAAGUGUUCAUCAACAUCGGCAUCCUGCUUGGUUACCUGUCGAACUACGCAUUUUCGCGCCUCCCGCUCCACCUCGGCUGGCGUGUCAUGCUCGCCAUUGGCGCAGUUCCGUCCGCCCUGCUCGCGCUCUUGGUGUUCUGCAUGCCCGAGUCGCCUCGGUGGCUGGUCAUGAAGGGCCGCCUCGCGGACGCCAGGGCUGUGCUAGAGAAGACCUCUGCCACGCCAGAGGAGGCCGCAGAGCGGCUGGCUGACAUCAAGGCUGCGGCGGGGAUUCCGAAGGACCUCGACGGAGACGUGGUCACCGUACCCAAUAAGGAGCGAAACGGCAGUGAGAUGCAGGUGUGGAAGCAGCUCCUAUCCCCAACCCCGGCGGUCCGACGCAUACUGCUCUCGGCCGUCGGUCUCCACUUCUUCCACGGAGCAUGGCGCGGCAUUGACGAAUAA